AAGAAGGGGUAAAGAGAAAAACAUCAAACAUCACAUUCACCACCACCACCGAUCAGCAUCAAUGGCAGGUGCACACACACACCAUCAAACCCACGCACAGACUUCUAAUAAGGUACAAAGCAACACUGUAUCUCCUGCUUUUUCUGCACCCUCACGUAGUCACUCACAAGUCACAAACCCUUUCCGUUCUCUCUCUCUCUCUAUUCACCAAACCCAAGCAACCAUCACCAAAGAAAGAGAAGAAGAGAAGAAACAACAGAUCAGCCUCUCCUCAUAAAACAGAGUCCACCCAUGUAAGACCGUCCCCUCUGUCUCUCUCUCUCUCUCUCAUCCCUAAUGGCCCAGCUGGACCAAAAUUUAUGUAGAAGAAAAACAAAAAAGAAGAAAGAAGGAAAGAUGGGGAGAAGAUGGAAGCAAAGAUGUCUUCAAACCUAUUGUAACCAAACCACCUUAAAAGUUACUUUCCUAGAUAUACCCUUCUGCAACCCCCCAAAAUUCUAUCUUCAUCACAGCCCAAAAAAAUUUAUUUCCGAUUUAUGUGGGCUUUUCUUGUUGUUGUCUCGGUCAGAGUUUCAGAGAGAGAAAAGGGGAAUCCUUGCUUGUUCCUCUAUAUCUCUCUCUUCCUUCUUUUACUUUUAUUUUCUCCUGUUAUUAUUAUUCCUCUCUCUUACCCUCUCCUUAAUCCCCAUCUCUUAUCUGUCUGCAUUUAAUUGAUUGAAAUUAUCUUAUUCCCUUCGAGUCGUCGUUUCUUUUCUUCUUCUGGUGGGUUUGCGACUCUUGUUUGCUUUUCUUUCUCUGCGUGAGAUGUCAUGUUGAAGAAGAUGAAAAGGGUUGCGAUGGAUUCUUCUCCUUCUUACAUGGUUGAUGAAGAGGCUCGAGCCAGAUUCAAGCAUCAGAGUCUUAUGCAGGAUUACCAAGAUUUGUUCAAGGACAUGGAGACCUUAAAGAAUCAGCUGCAGAUAUCAAAACAGAAAAGAUCAGCUCUCAGAGCUGAAGUCCGAUUCUUGAGGCAGAGAUAUAAACAUCUAGUAGCAGUCCAAUCGCCAAUCAACCCAACUGAGCCAGACCCUCAUAGACUUAUGAAUCCUGAAAUCCGAGGGGAACCACUUGCAGAGAAAAGGAGUUACAGAGAAAAGGAAGCCUCAUUACCCAACCAUUCGGUUUUUGAUUUGAACCAGGUUUCGAGAGGUGAAGAUGAUGAUGAAUUUCAGGUCUUGGAACAAGUGAGAAUGGAGAAGAAGCUGAAGAACCAUUUGGUGCCCAUGGGUGGAGGAGAUGAACAGACAACUGAUCUAAACUUACCCAUUUUUAGAGAUAUUGGAAAUGGGUCUAGUCGAGGAGGGAAGAGGAAGAUUACAUGGUCAGAUCAGGUUGCUUUGAGGGCAUAGAUGGCCUCCUGUGUUAGCUGAUUAGCCCUCCAAUGGUUAACCAUCAUCAUAACGAGAGUUUUCCAUUUUUUUGUUUUCCUCUUGUAAUUUGUAUAGGGAAAAGAAUGAAAUUUUAUAGGUCUAAUGUUUAUAGAUGGAAUUUGAUGAAACAAGUCUAUUCUAAUCAAUUUCAGAAAUUGUUCAUCUCCUGGCA
Macadamia integrifolia is the source of this 1581-nucleotide messenger RNA. RefSeq lists its product as uncharacterized. NCBI's taxonomy places the organism in Eukaryota, Viridiplantae, Streptophyta, Magnoliopsida, Proteales, Proteaceae. The coding region runs from base 810 to 1388 and encodes 192 amino acids. The record is from RefSeq and is a predicted model, not a curated record. The transcript has 4 exons.